Peromyscus californicus insignis is the source of this 4926-nucleotide messenger RNA. It is a transcript of the gene Wwtr1, whose product is annotated as WW domain containing transcription regulator 1. The record is from RefSeq and is a predicted model, not a curated record. Gene Ontology annotation, biological process: positive regulation of transcription by RNA polymerase II; hippo signaling. Bases 119 to 1636 code for a protein of 505 amino acids. The transcript is spliced from 7 exons. Gene Ontology annotation, cellular component: nucleus; cytoplasm. Gene Ontology annotation, molecular function: protein binding; transcription corepressor activity; transcription coactivator activity. NCBI's taxonomy places the organism in Eukaryota, Metazoa, Chordata, Mammalia, Rodentia, Cricetidae.
CUCAACAGCGUGCCCUCCGUUAUUCUCAGGCUUGGAUUUUGUCCAUAACCCCUUGAUUUAACAGGCUUGAGCCAUUUUCUCUUUGAUCCCGCCCCAAGUCAGUGGUAAACUCAAAGGAAUGCAGAUAGAGCGCUCGGCGGGAGAGGUCGGCGCGGCGGGGCGGGGGCACCGUCUCUCUCCAGCCCCGAAGUGCCCAGCCCACCCCCGCCAGCCGGGCCGGGAUGGGAGGAGGAGGAAGAGGAGGGGCAUGGGGCAGGCUGGCUCCAGCCAGGAGGUCAUGCAUAAUUCAACAGCUCCACUUUCGGCCCGCCUCUUUCCUAGGGGUGGGAGUUUGCAGCAAACUUUGUUUAUGGGACAGUCCGGGAGCCUUGGCGGCCGCGCUCGUCUGCGUCUUCGCUGUCGCCUCCUCGCGCAGUGCGAGCGCCUGGGGCCGGCUCCGGGGAUAAAGAUGAAUCCGUCUUCGGUGCCCCCUUCGCUCCCGCCGCCAGGGCAGCAAGUCAUCCACGUCACGCAGGACCUCGACACGGACCUCGAAGCCCUCUUCAACUCUGUCAUGAACCCCAAGCCCAGCUCUUGGCGGAAAAAGAUCCUGCCAGAGUCCUUCUUCAAGGAGCCCGAUUCUGGAUCGCACUCGCGGCAGUCCAGCACCGACUCAUCGGGCGGCCACCCCGGGCCUCGACUGGCGGGCGGCGCGCAGCACGUCCGCUCGCACUCGUCGCCUGCAUCCCUGCAGCUAGGCACUGGUGCGGGCGCCGCUGGAGGCCCUGCACAGCAGCACGCGCAUCUCCGUCAGCAAUCCUAUGACGUGACCGACGAGCUGCCACUGCCCCCCGGGUGGGAGAUGACCUUCACGGCCACUGGCCAGAGAUACUUCCUUAAUCACAUAGAAAAAAUCACCACAUGGCAAGACCCUAGGAAGGCGAUGAAUCAGCCCCUGAAUCAUGGGAGUCUCCACCAUGCCAUCACUUCCACAUCAGUACCACAAAGGUCCAUGGCAGUGUCCCAGCCGAAUCUUGUGAUGAAUCACCAACACCAGCAACAAGUCGUACCCAGUAACCUGAGUGCACAGAACCACCCAACUCCGAACCCACCCUCGGGGCUCAUGAGUGUGCCCAAUGCGCUGACCACUCAGCAGCAGCAGCAGCAGAAACUGCGUCUUCAGAGGAUCCAGAUGGAGAGAGAGAGGAUCAGGAUGCGUCAAGAGGAGCUCAUGAGGCAGGAAGCUGCCCUCUGCAGACAGCUCCCCAUGGAAGAGACCAUGGCCUCUGUCAACCCGCCUGCUAUGACCACAGAUAUGAGGUCCAUCACCAACAAUAGCUCAGAUCCUUUCCUCAAUGGAGGACCCUAUCAUUCAAGGGAGCAGAGCACGGACAGUGGCCUGGGGCUGGGGUGUUACAGCGUCCCCACAACUCCAGAAGACUUCCUCAGCAACAUGGAUGAGAUGGACACAGGAGAAAAUACUGCUCAGACACCCAUGGCCAUCAAUCCCCAGCAGACCCGCUUCCCUGAUUUCCUCGACUGCCUUCCAGGAACCAACGUUGACCUAGGGACUUUGGAGUCUGAAGAUCUGAUCCCUCUCUUCAAUGAUGUAGAGUCUGCUCUGAACAAAAGCGAGCCCUUUCUAACCUGGCUGUAAUCAUUAUCGUUGUCACGUGAUGCAGCUGCGACCUGACAUUUCCUGGGCCUCAUGGAACAAGAGAUGGAGCCAAGCCGGUCUGCAGGUGCACGGCUCUCAGCCUCCAUACUCAACACUCCUUCUUGUCCAUGUGGCCAGCUAAUCAUGGCCUGCUUCUGAUUUACAAGAACUUAAGUUACACAUAAAUAAAUGUUCUCUUUUCAUCUUCUGCAAGCCUGCAUUUCUGUGACAGAUCAUGCAGAACUGAUGAUGCAGAAUAACCUUUUAAAAAUCCCCGCUACCCUAGGGCUGAGCUUUAUAGGAAUUAGCUGAAAUUCAUAUAUCCCUUGAUUCUAAGCCAUAAAAGCUGACCACAGGCAGUGAAUUCUGACAGGGAGCUUGGUCCAGGAAAUGUGCACAAAGACCAGAUUAACAGUUUCGAAAACUGUACUGGUGACCCUAGUGACCAAUGCUUUAAAACUUAUUUAACUUGAUCUUUAAAAGUCAUUGUAUAGCUAGUGAGUUUCCGCUGUAUGGAAUACAGUGCAGUUUGGAAUCCGUGCCGGCUCUGCUGUCUCUUCUCCUUCUGUAUUUACAAGGGCACAGGGUCCCCAUGUCACCCCUCUUGUCAUUUUACUGCAGAGCAUUCAGCAGCUUAGUCCUUCGAGCAGAAGGGUCAUUGCAGCGUUGGUCACAGGUCUUGCAUGACAGAUUGUGUGAAAGAGACCAGUUUGGUACUAAUAGGGACAAUUAUGAGACAAAACUACUUUUUAAUUGCAACCUGUAUUCUUGCAAAAUGCAGCUUAGAAUUUGAUGUUUGUUUUAUAAAAUACUGUAAUUUUGUGGCUUAUGACAAAGGGCAGCCAAAUGUUGUUGAUGCAUCAGUGGCAACUAUAUUUCUGUCUUUUGACCUAUUCUGAAAACAUCAGGCCGGCAUAGAUCUUACUCAGCCUGAUGACGCACGAAUUAGCUGUUGCGUUUUGUAUUCUGAGGCAUUAUCAAUUCUGCUUUCGAGUUUUCAAGUGCUUAAAAUAGUCAUGUCUGUAGAACUGUUUGAAGAAUGAAGCAGAUAUCUAAGUAUACAGAAAGGCGCUGUCAGGGCGUAGUGUAUAUAUAGAUGUGUGCUUCUGAAUUGAGUAAAAUUGAUUCCUAAGUAUGUUAUCCUAAUCCUUUUGCUAAGUUGGUACAAAAAGGGCAUAAGAUAUGUACUUAAUACCUCUUAUGUAACCAACUUUUUUUAUUAGCUCUUAAGGACUGAAAGCAUCAUGUUCAUUUGGCAGGCAGUGUGCCUGCACUAGCAAUGAAGUCCUUAGCUGUUUAUUGUUUUGAACUGACAUUAUUUAUAAUCUAUGAAUUUAAUCUCUUUUUUAUUUUUUAUUUUUUGAAAGACAUCAAGAAUCCGGGAGGAAACUUUCAAUUUCCAUGAGGGUGAGGGCUUUUUUUGUUGAGGAUCUUUAAUAAGAUCCUUUUCGGUCCAUUGGAAUAUAAAUGCACAGAGUACAUUUGGUCUUGGUGGGAAGAGGCAAGUGAAAGGUCAGAGACGAAGCAGUCAAGCUGUGGAAUAUGGCGGAAAAGCCAGUCGAUGGGAAAUGAACCAGGCAUGUCAGAACCCCUCAAAGGCAAGGCAAGCAAGACGGCUGAGAAGCGCCCCAAAGAACAAAGCAACAGCUUUCUCUCAGCCUUUGUAUCAAAAGACCCUACUGUCAGAGAGAAGAGGGCUAGGGCCGCACUUUCCCGGGGAGGGGCAGAGAGGAGGAAGGGGCGGGGCUUGGCGCUCUGUCUAUGUACUCGCUGAACAUGGCAGCAGACCAGAGCGCGGACUCCUGUUGCUUCCGGCGCCCUUAAGUGGUUUCUCUUUUCCUUGAAGAACCCUCAAUUAAUGUCCAGUUAAUUCCUUGCUCUCUCUGAGCACUCUGAGAGGGGCGAGUAGGCAUUUAUGUUGCUACUAGGUUGAAAGGGAGCACUCUUUCGUUUUCUCUUUUGUUAGCAAAAAUUGCAAAAAGAGAUGUACAUUCUUUCUGAGGAAAAUCAAAAAUAAACCAAAACACAAGGGACCUAACAAAACUCGACAGUGUUACUGUAUUUAAAGAUAUUUUUAUACAUGCAUUUCAGGUUAUUAAAUGUAAAAAAAAGAUACUCUUUUUUUUUUAAAAAAAAAGUUAAAUCAUUGAUGGUUUAUGUUACCAAGUUUUAGAAGCAAUUUUCUAAUAAGCUUGUGGCAUUAUGAAAUAUUAGAAUAAUUUUUUAGUAAAUUAGUUUAAACAUUUUUAAUGAAUAUAGUAUUUUUCUAGAAUAAAAUAUGGCCCCUGACUGUUUACUAAUCGAUAAAGCCAGAUAUAAUUUCUGUUGUUGUUGUUUUUAAGACCAUAAAAUAUGGCUUUUGUUAAAGAGAGCUAAAACUAGAAAUCAGAAGGCAAUACCUUUUAUUUUUUUCUAGUUCUGAUUGAACCCAUGUAAGUGCUCUGCAACCGAGCUAUAGCCCCAGCACUUAGAGCAAUCUCUUGAUGGUUCUUUAGUAUUACUGUAAGUAUUAAUACUCUCUAAGAAUUCAUAAUAAGGUGCUAUUCAUAUACUAUCUCGUACUAUAGGACAUCUGUCAGACUAUCUAGUCGUCUUAGUCCUAAAUCAAUAAAUUUUACCAUAUCAUCUCCAAAUUUUGUCCUAGGAUAGGCAAUUUUUUAAAAGUUGGAUCAAGAUGUGUUUCCCAGUAAGAUACGCCUUAUUGAAGCAUUUAAAUAGUGAGAACAUCAUGAUUUUGUUAACAUUAGGUGAUUUUUUUAGGCAGCGUUUCACUGUAGUAUUUAGGAUGUAAGAUGUAUUUCUUUCAGUGAUUCCCCAGUGUGUGAGAAGCACAUAAAAGAGAACAAGCUUUAGCCUCCUGGGCACGGCUCAGCAGAAAGGAAUUUGCAGAAGGUGACGUGAAGUGACGGAUGUGUCACCGAGUACUGUGUUCUUACGAUGUCAUUAGAGGCAACUUCUGAAUGGACAACUUUCAGAAAAAAAAUGGAAAAGAAAACAAAACAAGCCAUUCAAAAAAAGGACACUAUAGAUUAAUUUAACUGGGAAAAUGGGUGAUUGACAGAGACAAUUUCCCUGACACUAUAUUAUACACAUGCUAAUACUUUAACUUAAUUUUUUUUUUACUUCUACAUUUUAUCAAAUGAGACCUGUGUUGUUGAUUUCUAAUCCAGUAUGUUCUGCAUACAGGAAAUAUGCAGCCAAAUCCAUCAAAUCAAACCAUUUUAUCUGGAGUUUGGUACAGGUUUUAAUUCUCAAUUCUGUAUAAAAAAAUAAAUAUGAUUGAACUUCCA